CGGCGCGCGCGCACGGCGAUCGCGCGCGCGGCGGCGUUCGGCGCGGUCCUUCGCGGUGGGCUGAGCGUGGGGAAAAUCGCGCUCGCGGCGACGAGGCGCGGAAGGCGCGGGACGACGGCGGGGAGGGCGCGGAAGGCGGUGCGAGACGUCGCGUCGUACGCGGCGUUCCUGGCGACGUUCGCGGGGACGUACGUGAGCGCGGACGAGGGCCUGCGAAGGCGGUACGGGGGAGAGGAGAGCAAGGCGUGGCGAUGCGCGUUGGCGGGCGCGUGCGCGGGGCCGUCGUUGAUGCUCGCGGGGUCGGGCGCGACGCAUUACGGGCUGGCGGGGUACAUAUGGGUGCGGUCGAUCGUGCUGCUGACGCGCGUGGCGCAGAAGAGCGAGGAUGAGACGAUGAAGAGGUUGACGGCGGCGACGCGGAUGGAACACGGGGACUGCGCGUUGAUGGUGGGGAGCGCGGCGGUGAUUUUGUCGUGCUUCAUACUGAGGCCGGAGACGGUGGAACCGGCGUAUAAACACUUUCUGGACGUGCACGGGGGGAAGACGAGGGAGGAAUUGGCGAUUUCGAAUACGUGGUCGGCGGGAAAGACGGCGCGGGAGAUGGCGAAUAAGACGGCGGUCGGCGCGAUCGGUGCGGGAACCGGUGCGAUCGAUCGCGCGGAGUUGUAUAGGAUGAUAUUUUUCCGAGGCGCGUCCAACGCUGAGCACUUCUUGUCGCACGUGGUGAAGUCGUUUGCGGCUACGCUGAGCGUGUACGCGCCCGUGUACCUCGUUCCGGCGGCGUUGAUACACCGAGAGAAGCUUCUGUCGCGCGAGAAAGGGCCGGACUUGUUGUCUAGGAUCGCCGUCGGUUCGGCGCGUUCGGCGUUGUUUCUAUCGUCCUACGUCGGCGCGGCGUGGAGCGGAGUGGAUUUAGCGAAUCGAGCCUUCGGCGGAAGCUGCGACGGUCGUUCGUUAACGUUGGGCGUUUCCAUGGCUGGUUUAGCGACCUUCAUCGAAAAGAAGUCUCGUCGGAUGGAGUUAGCGAUGUAUUGCACGUCGCGCGCGAUCGAAACCGCGGCGUUGAUGGCGGUUUACCGCGGCUUUGUGCCGAAUUGGAUCCAGCGACGCCGCGGCGACAUCUUCCUCUUCUCCAUCGCCUCGGCGACGAUCAUGCACUGCUACAACACCGAACGCGACGUCUUCCGAAGUAAGUACCUUAGCGUGCUCGAUUUCAUAUUCGGC
This is a messenger RNA of Ostreococcus lucimarinus CCE9901, 1224 nucleotides long. RefSeq lists its product with no specific name. The transcript has 2 exons. The annotation marks the transcript as partial. Lineage: Eukaryota; Viridiplantae; Chlorophyta; Mamiellophyceae; Mamiellales; Bathycoccaceae. The record is from RefSeq and is a predicted model, not a curated record.